Centruroides sculpturatus (bark scorpion) is the source of this 1624-nucleotide messenger RNA. Its product is annotated as acid phosphatase type 7-like. The transcript has 12 exons. The record is from RefSeq and is a predicted model, not a curated record. Bases 31 to 1464 code for a protein of 477 amino acids. Lineage: Eukaryota; Metazoa; Arthropoda; Arachnida; Scorpiones; Buthidae. Gene Ontology annotation, molecular function: metal ion binding; acid phosphatase activity.
UUUAAUCGUAAACUUUUAUCAUAUUUAAUAAUGAAACUAUUUGACAAUCCUUUUAAAAUGUUAUUAAUAUUUCUCUUUAUAAUAUCGAUAUUAAAUGUGUGUUUUGCUAGUGAAUUUCAACCGGAACAGAUUCAUCUAUCCUUAGGAGACAAUCCAGACGAAUUGGUAGUCAUGUGGAACACUAAAGAUAAUCCUGGAGUUCCAAAAGUAGAAUAUGGCCCUUCCCCUUCGAAAUUAAUCUAUUUAGGAAUUGGUAUUAGCGAACAAUUAAAUCACGGAUUGUUAUUGAGGCUCACUAGACAAUUCGUGCAUAAAGUUCGACUGCAAAAAUUGUUACCUAACGUCACAUAUUGGUACAGAUGUGGAAAUAAUAAAAAUUGGAGCCAAAUUUAUAAAUUCACAACGCAUCCACGUGGUUAUAAUUGGAGUCCAAAGUUAUUAAUUUUUGGUGAUUUAGGAUUAAGAAAUGCUCGAUCCAUGCCAAGUUUAGAGAGAGAAGUUUGGUCUGGAAAAUGGAAUUUAUUAUUUCAUAAUGGUGACAUUGCAUACGAUAUGAACUCGGGGGAUCGACUGUAUANGGGUAAAAGAUAUGCAAAAGCAAAUAAUCCGUUAAUACCUGAAACUUAUGAUAAAAAUCAACCUCAUAAUUAUAUUCUGUCCAUAGAUGCAAAUAAUCUUUAUGGGUUUGUAAUGAGUGCAUAUUUACCUGUAAAUAAUUUUAGAUGGUUGUCCAAAGAUGAAAUAAAUGCUUUAGACAUAUGUAAUAUAUCAGAUGAAAAUGACAUCGGAUAUAUCUUAGAAGUAGAUCUAAAAUAUCCGGAAAGUAUUCACGAUAGACAUAAUGAUUUACCACUUGCUACUGAGCAUACUAAUAUCCCAAAUUUAAAAUUUUAUCUAGAUGAAGGUUUGAUAGUAACUAAAAUUCAUAGAGAGGCAAAUUUGCCAAAUAAUCGCGCUCAAACACCGUGGAUUAUUGUCAUCGGCCACAGACCUAUGUAUUGUUCAAACAAGACGUUCAGAGAUUGCUCGUGGGAUUUCACAUUGACCCGUAAUGGACUUCCUCUAUUAAAUUACGGCCUGGAAGAAAUUUUAUAUAAGUAUGGAGUCGAUUUAGCUAUUUGGGGACAUCAACAUUCGUACGAACGUACUUGGCCACUUUAUGAUAACAAGGUAUAUAAUGGAAGUAUAUGGUUGCCUUAUCAUAACCCAAAAGCUCCCGUACAUAUAACGAGCGGAUGCGCGGGUAAUAAAGAAAGGGUAUUAGAAUUUAAAGAGCACAAACCUCACUGGAGUGCGUUCAGAAGUAGUACUUACGGUUAUCUUCGUAUGAUAGUACACAACGCAUCCCAUCUUGAAUUAGAACAAAUGUCGGCAGAUCAGUUUGGAGAUACCAUCGAUCAUAUUUUGAUUAAAAAGGAUAAACACGGACCUUAUCCUAAAUUAUUCCCAAAUAAUAUUUAUUGAUAACAUAUAACUUACGAGAGGAGAAAAUUUUCUCAGGAAACUGUACAUAUAUUGUAUAUCAAAAGAUAGUGAGAAUCUGUAAAUACAUAUUAUUUUUAAUCGAUAAUUGUAUAUUUUGAUAUAAACAAACAAUAUGCUACCUUUGUAUUUAAAUGGAAAA